CAAGAACAAAUACAAGUGGGGUUCGUGAUGUCUUCACUACAACUCCCUUGACUUGCCUUAUUACUUCCUCCUUUGAUGCUCUGAAGCUACUCCAUCACCCCAUUCAAUCCAUCAAUAUUAGUUAUGUUAACCAUCUUUAUCCCACAACUGUAUAUAAUUCCUCCAUUUUUCUCUACAAAUUCCCAUUCUCUAAUAAACUUCACCAUGAGAACCGCUUCCACCUUGCCAAAAUUAUUCAUUGCCAUAGCUCUUCUAUCCGGCCUCGUCAAACCUGAUCCUGACCCACUUCAAGACUACUGCAUCGCUGAUACAAAAGCGUCCAAAGCUUUCUUCAUCAAUGGUGUGCCCUGCAUUGACCCACAGCUAGCACAGGUCUCACACUUCACUACAUCAGCACUGUCCAAACCCGGAAACACAAGUGCCAACCCCUUCGGUUUCAGUAUCACACUCACCAACACCAUGAACUUGCCAGGGUUCAACACAAUGGGCCUGACCAUGGCUCGGGCAGAUAUAGCAGCCAAUGGGCUGGUCCCACUCCACAGCCACCCGAGGGCCUCGGAGGUGGCCACACUCCUAAAGGGUGCGCUCCUAGUGGGGUUCAUCGACACCAGUAAUCGUCUAUUCACACAACUAUUAAGGCCCGGUGACUCCUUUGUGUUCCCAAAAGGGAUGAUCCAUUUUCUCUAUAAUCUUGACUCGUUAGCCCCAGCAGUGGUGUUGGCCGGCCUCAAUAGCCAGAACCCUGGUACACAACUAACUUCUACGGCCGCGUUCGCAACAAACCCACGUUUACCGGAUGAGGUUUUGAAGAAGGCAUUUCAGAUUAGCGGGCAGGAUGUCGCCAGGAUUCGGAGGAACCUUGGAGGGUGAUUGUGCUGUUGAAUUCAAAUAAUUUAUGAUUAUCAUAAUUGUGAUGGUUUCCAGGAAUUGAAUGGUGCUUGCUGGCUUGAGGGGGUUGGUGGGUGCACCACUAUAAAAUUGACUUGACAACUCUCAUAUUUGUAAUUUGAAUUAUUUGAACCUGAAGAUCGUGUUUUUUAUGGUGUGAAGAUGAAUUCCAUCAAAAUUAUGAUGGCAACCAAGAGGACAGCCGCAUGGUAAGGGAAGAGUGUAAUGCCUUCCUGGAAUGGUGUUAGAUCACUCCAAUUUGUCGUCUUUGAAAAGUUGGGAAGAUGAAUGGUUGGAUACUUGUAUAAAUAAAAUUGGACAAGGCAAGUAGGCCAAAGUGGGGUAGCCAUCCGUGAGGAGAGGUGAGCUGGCUAUAUUCCCCCCUCUCACUUUCUGUAGUUUCUUUGAUAUUCCUUCCCCACUUGUCAAUCGUCCUCGCUGCCAAAACUAAAUCUGCUUUAUUAUUGCCCCCACCCAA
Molecule: messenger RNA, 1366 nt
Organism: Vitis vinifera (wine grape)
Lineage: Eukaryota; Viridiplantae; Streptophyta; Magnoliopsida; Vitales; Vitaceae
Product: germin-like protein subfamily 1 member 1
Exons: 1
Coding region: 124-870 (248 amino acids)
Cellular component (GO): cell wall
Molecular function (GO): manganese ion binding
Source: RefSeq, a predicted model, not a curated record